UACGGGGGCAUAUGCCUGCAAGGUUUUCAUCUGUUGGAUAAAUGCUUGGUCACAAGAUGCACAUUUUCCUACCCUCAUUGCCCUCCACUUUUUGACAUUCUACUGUAUUUUUCUUAAAGCGUUGACUGUAGCUAGACUUGACCAGUUCUGCAAUAAGUUUACUUACGGCCUAUCCUGUUCUCGUUAUCUCUACUACCUAGGUCCUCGUCGGUGCCCAUCUUAUAGUACACAAUGCGUUCAGCUCUCCUACUCUCUCCUCUUGGCUGCGCCUUCUUCCACGCCAUUCAUGCAUUCGAGUUUACUGGCCCCGACUCGGCUCAGAAACUUGAUCUCACUCAACCUAUUACAAUCACGUGGGAUGCCAACAAUGGAUCAUUGAGCGAACCGAAGGCCCGCGCACUCGAUCUCUGGUUCUAUGCCCUUCCCAGAGAUGAUAGCGGCCGGCUUGGCUGGGAACUUGACACCGAUCUCCCGCUCUCGGCGGGCUUAUACAAGUGGAACCCUGACACAGUCGUCAAAAGUCUCAAGGACAAGGACGUCUCGAUCUCACCAGACGCGGUGCACGCCUUUGAGGCCAGGCUGCUCGACAAUUCUGGGAGUAAACUAUCAACAGUCGAGAGCGACAAGUACGCCGUUGAAGGCUUUGAUUUCAUCCGAAAUAGUGCUGGAAAUGGGGCGCAAGCCGGGUUUUAUACAGUUGCUGUAGCUCUUAGUAUUGCCGGGCUGGUGCUUCUCCGAUAGAAGUUUGCUGGAGGGGGAAGUAGUCGCGGGGCUUGGUUUAGGAUGCAACAGUAUAGACCAGAGAACAGUCAUAAGUUGGAUUCAGACACGAGAAGUAGUACAGGCUUGAUGUCUAUUGUGACAGGUAGUCAUAUCCCAUGGGGAUAUAAUAAGGCCAAACUAUUAAUCAACAGUUGCCAGUAAUGACAACACCAACCCAGUCUCAAUUAAUCCCACUCCAGCUAGAACUAGAAUAGGAACCUCUCUGGUAGUUCGAUCCGGAUCAUUGACAGCUUCGCA
Messenger RNA from Fusarium odoratissimum NRRL 54006, 1020 nucleotides. RefSeq lists its product as uncharacterized. The record is from RefSeq and is a predicted model, not a curated record. The coding region runs from base 232 to 741 and encodes 169 amino acids. NCBI's taxonomy places the organism in Eukaryota, Fungi, Ascomycota, Sordariomycetes, Hypocreales, Nectriaceae. The transcript has a single exon.